ACCCCCCAAAAAGAGAAGAUCCCCUCCCCAGGCCCACCCCUUCCCCUCUUCCCUCCCCCCUCCUCCCGAACUUUCCCUCUCGCAUGCUUUUCCCCUGCACCACGGAUCGCCUCUCCGAUGCCGCUUGCCUGGAAGCUGCGUUAGGAGCGAGCGGCGGCGGUGGCGGCGGCGGCGGCGGCGGCAGCUCGGGAGUGCUAUGACCGGCAAACUCGCCGAGAAGCUGCCGGUGACCAUGAGCAGUUUGCUAAACCAACUGCCUGACAAUCUGUACCCCGAGGAGAUCCCCAGCGCGCUCAACCUCUUUUCUGGCAGCAGCGACUCGGUAGCCCAUUACAAUCAGAUGGCUACAGAGAAUGUGAUGGACAUCGGUCUGACCAACGAAAAACCCAACCCGGAACUCUCUUAUUCGGGCUCCUUCCAGCCAGCCCCUGGCAACAAGACCGUGACCUACUUGGGAAAGUUCGCCUUCGACUCCCCUUCCAACUGGUGCCAGGACAACAUCAUUAGCCUCAUGAGCGCCGGCAUCUUGGGGGUGCCCCCGGCCUCUGGGGCACUCAGCACGCAAACCUCCACGGCCAGCAUGGUGCAGCCGCCGCAGGGGGAAGUGGAGGCCAUGUAUCCGGCGCUGCCCCCCUAUUCUAACUGCAGUGAUCUCUACUCGGAGCCUGUGUCUUUCCACGACCCCCAGGGCAACCCCGGGCUCGCCUAUUCCCCCCAGGAUUACCAAUCGGCCAAACCGGCCUUGGACAGCAAUCUCUUCCCCAUGAUUCCUGACUACAACCUAUACCACCACCCCAACGACAUGGGCUCCAUUCCGGAGCACAAGCCCUUCCAGGGCAUGGACCCCAUCCGGGUCAACCCGCCCCCUAUUACCCCCCUGGAGACCAUCAAGGCGUUCAAAGACAAGCAGAUCCACCCGGGCUUUGGCAGCCUGCCCCAGCCGCCGCUCACGCUCAAGCCCAUCCGGCCCCGCAAGUACCCCAACCGACCCAGCAAGACCCCGCUCCACGAGCGGCCCCACGCGUGCCCGGCGGAGGGCUGCGACCGCCGUUUCAGCCGCUCGGACGAGCUGACCCGGCAUCUGCGCAUCCACACGGGCCACAAGCCCUUCCAGUGCCGGAUCUGCAUGCGGAGCUUCAGCCGCAGCGACCACCUUACCACUCACAUCCGCACGCAUACGGGCGAGAAGCCCUUUGCCUGCGAGUUCUGCGGGCGCAAGUUUGCGCGCAGCGACGAGCGCAAGCGCCACGCCAAGAUCCACCUCAAGCAAAAGGAGAAGAAGGCGGAGAAGGGGGGUGCGCCUUCUGCGUCCUCGGCGGCCCCGGUGUCCCUGGCCCCUGUGGUCACCACCUGCGCCUGAGGCUCGGGCCCCCAGAUCACACUUUUCCCCUCCAGUGUCUCCCGGCUGCUGGCCUGAAUGCAGCCGGAAAGCUAGCCACGGAGGCGCAGGGGCCGCGCCCUGGCCUCUCCAUGGACGUAAGGCCCCUUGUUUCCCUUCGCUGUCCCCCGUUUCCACCCUUUCACACCGGCCAACGGUCGGGGGCCAGGGCAGGAGGCGCCUUCCCCUUGCUGCCCCCCAUUAGCCAAGGCGUGGGGGCGGAAUGGUGGCGUCUAGCCCGCUUUGUUCAGUUGGGAUCGUCUUGAUCCAGGGGCCGCCGGGCCGGGCCAAGGACCUGCGGGGGACUGAAGGCUGGGCCCGCCCAAGCCUCGCUGGACCCAAGCACCUCAUGGUUCCCCCCACGUCUCCCUCGGUUCCCCAUCGAAGACCCGAGAGGGGGAGGGGGUAAGGAGCGCACCAAAGCGCAGAGCUUGCUGCCCGCCGCACGCACGCGCGCCUGCGUGCGGGGAUGCGCGCGAGUGUGCGUGCUCGCGUGAGUGUAUGUGUGCGUGUGUGUUUCUGUGUGUGCGUGUGUGUUUCUGUGUGUGUGUGUGUGUGCGCGCGCGCGCACGUGUGUGUGCGAGACUCUUGGGCUGAACUGGGCUAUGUCCACCCCAAACUCUUCCCCACCUCGGGUCCCCAGGCCGCUGGGGGCCUGCACGUGGCGGGACGAGACGGUCUUCCACCUGCUCCGAAAUAAUGUUUCUUACAGAAAUGCCUCGGGUGCCGCCGCCGCGGUGCUGCUACCGCCGCUUAGGGUUUGGCCCCUCAGAAUCCCUCCUUUUCCGAGCGCUUCCCUCUCAAGGCCUCAGGGCAGUUUGAUCUUCGGGGAGAAGAAGCAGCCAUCACUGAACCUGCCUUUUAAAAAAAUGUGUUUCCUCGGCCCCAGAGAUUUUAAAAUCUCUGUUCCUGAGUUUGCCCUUUUUCCCCCUCCUCUCCCUUCUCCCCUCUAAGCCUUUUCCCAUCUCUUUCCAAAUCUUUUUCCAAAAAGGCAGGCCUCAACCAACCACCCCAUUUUGCCAUCUUUUUGUUCUCUCACCCACAUACCCAUUUCUCUUCCCACCAUUAAUGGGAAUGCAGCCUUUUUUCUCUCUCUCUCUUUGUCAUCACCAACACAACAGGUAGAAUUCAAAUU
Messenger RNA from Balaenoptera ricei (Rice's whale), 2513 nucleotides. RefSeq names its product early growth response 3 (gene EGR3). The transcript is spliced from 2 exons. Lineage: Eukaryota; Metazoa; Chordata; Mammalia; Artiodactyla; Balaenopteridae. Gene Ontology annotation, biological process: regulation of transcription by RNA polymerase II. The coding region runs from base 197 to 1360 and encodes 387 amino acids. Gene Ontology annotation, molecular function: DNA-binding transcription factor activity, RNA polymerase II-specific; RNA polymerase II cis-regulatory region sequence-specific DNA binding. The record is from RefSeq and is a predicted model, not a curated record.